This is a messenger RNA of Acanthaster planci (crown-of-thorns starfish), 2097 nucleotides long. RefSeq lists its product as uncharacterized. The record is from RefSeq and is a predicted model, not a curated record. Lineage: Eukaryota; Metazoa; Echinodermata; Asteroidea; Valvatida; Acanthasteridae.
GUUUGACGGUAGGCCUAUUGUGUUCUAAAAUUCAGAGCUUGUUUGUUUGGAUUAAUACAGAGGACCCCAUAAUGGCACAAUGUAACACCUCCCAGUGCGCUUCUAUUAGUAACACAAUCAUUAGCACCGUCGACAGUAACGUCACUGACGAAUGCUAUGACAACGGAACAAUCAUCACUGUCUCUUGUAAUCGAGGUUUUCAAAAUCUGGUCGACAAGUAUGACACCAUAUGCAAUGGCACGACUGGAAAAUUUGAACCGGAGGGAACAUGCAAAAUAGACCUACUCACUCUUCUUGUGGCCAUUAGCAUGGCUUAUCUGGUGACAACGGUGGCUCUUCUUCUCACAUGCAGCAUCAUUCGCAAAUGGAAAAGUCGAAAAAACAGAUUUGACGUGCCUCUUCAAGACGUAAACCUGAUCUCGACAAUUACUGCAGCGAGCAACGCAGGCAACCCAACUGAGAAUUCACAACUACCACCAGAACCGGAAGCAAGACUACUCACAUACAACUGUGGGCGCCUAAAUGAGAAUGGCCAACUGAGACUGGAACCGCUGCCUCUCUCCGAGGAAUAUUUGUACACGCAUUCUAUACAGGAACCGGCCUGCAAGACACAUUUCGAAAUUAUGAUGAGCGAACCUACAAGAGAUCAUUUGUCGGACAGGUCAACGUCGUCGCCAAAUGAGCAGCAUCUCUAUGAAACAAUACAGACAUCUGAUCAGGAGUGUAGGCGUAGCAACCUCGUCAGUGCAUACGAGUUAUUCAUGUCGUUAUGCUGAAUUUGCUCAUUAUUACUAAGGCCAAACUAUAAAGAUAUGCUAUACGAUUUUUUAGGUGGGUUGAAAGGUACAUGUACUUUUGUUGCAAGCUGUGGUAAGAUGUGAUUGUUAGGUUGUUUUGUUUGUGUUACCGAGUGGUUAAAUGUUGAGAGGGGUGGUGGAUAACCCAAAAAAUUAAGGAAACAAGGAUGCAGAGUAAAGAAAUACAAAAAACACCAAUUUACGAAAACAGACUGCUGACUUAAUAGAAAUUGAAAACUAGAACAAUUACAUGUACAUUCGGUUAUUAAUUCAAAUUAAUCCAAGUUACCUUCACCCCCUUUAAUGUUGGUGCAGUCAAAGGACGGUCAAAUUCAAUUUGGCCCAACCUGGCAUAUAUUUUUGCUGGCUGGUCACCACGCACAAACUAUCUAACCCUGACUACCUGACUGGCCAAAAUUUAUCAAACAGACAGCAGGCCAGUGGUAAAGCACCACAAAAACCAUACAAAUGGGUAUUAAACACUGAAGGUUUAGACCAGAGACUUGACAGGCAAAAAUGACGGCUCAAAAUAUUGUACCAGAUGGCAUUUGCAUAGGAGGGUUAAGCCAAAAAAACCGUAAGAAACCCCCAAAACACCCACACAAAUAAACGCCAGUCAAUAUGAUGAUGAACCAUUUGUAAAUUAAGAUGAAAAUACAUUUGUAUAAGUGACCAAGCAUUAUAUAUAUUAGAAGUACAUGUACAGUUAUAUGCAUAUAUUGGAUUCAUUUACAUUUUAUGGCAUAAAAUAUGCGGCCCUGCCACAGCCUACGUUUUGAAUUUAUGGUUUACAUUCCUUAUUUUUUUAUCAACAUGCGUUAAUCAAUUUAAUAAGGAAUUAAAUAUUUCACAACCACCAGUAAUAUUGUUGGGAAUACGAACAACCAAAAGUAACUUACUCAAGAUGUUAUAGAAGGGCUAGAUGUACUGUACAUCAAAUACAAGGUGGUGUAGGAUGACCUACACACGUAGAGGUACGAUAGUGCUAAGUCCACAGGAGGACUAGGUCGGUCACUGUAAAUCAGAAUUAAACAUUUGAUAUAAUACUGAAACAAAUCAUUAGAAGUUAAGGAUGUUGACAAAAUAUGAUCAAAUACUCGUUUUUAUUGAGGUGUACAAUGUUCAAAAAUGUUAAUAUCUCUGAAUAUGCAAAGGUGCUCGUAAGAAAUUACCCCCAGCAAAUUAGAGUUCAACAGGAUAUAGUUCUAUAAUGUGCUUACAAAAGUGCAAAAUGCAGAUUUAAAUGUGUACAAUCUAUAAUCGAACAAUUAUUAAAGGAAAAUUAGAAAGUGCUUACUCA